AGUCAGUUAAUUCAUACAAAAACACAGAGAAAGAGACAAAAAGCAAGUCUUCAAACAUUAUAGUAUUAUCCACUUUGCAGUUUCUUAAUUGUGGUUGUUCAUCUUGUCUAGGAUAAAUUUGUAUUCAGAAACACAGAAAGGAAUCAGAAGAAUUGGCAGCAGAUAUGGAAAUUCGAGAGGAGUCGAUCAAGCAGUUUAAAGGGCAAACAAGACUUCCACAGUUUGCAGUGCCAAAACGCUAUGAGCUAACUCUAAAACUGGAUCUCUCUGCUUGCACUUUCUCUGGUCGUGUAGCUAUUGAUGCUUCCGUUAAUGAUCCCACGAAAUUUCUGGUCUUGAACGCACUCGAACUCGAUGUUCAUCAAGUCUCCUUCACCAGCUCUCAGAAACAAAAAUAUGUUCCAUCUGAUAUAGUGGUGGAUAGUGAUGAUGAGAUUCUUGUUUUGGUGUUUGAAGAAGUAUUGGAAGUGGGAUGUGGCUUAUUGGAGAUUGAGUUUUCCGGGGUGCUAAAUGAACACCUCAAAGGCCUAUACAGAUGUACUUACUCUGAUAAAGGAGAGAAGAAGAAUAUGGCCGCAAGUCAGUUUGAGGCAGUAGAUGCACGGAGAUGUUUUCCGUGUUGGGAUGAACCUGCUCUCAAGGCCACCUUCAAGAUAACGUUGGAAAACAUUCCAUCCGAAUUGACAGCAUUGUCUAACAUGCCGGUUUCUGAGGAAAAAGUCCACGGGAAUCUCAAGACGGUCCACUUUGAAGAGUCGAUACUCAUGUCUACUUACUUAGUAGCUUUUGUAGUUGGUUUGUUCGACUAUGUUGAAGACAUAACAGAAGAUGGAAUCAAAGUCAGGUCCUACUGUCCGGUAGGUAAAAGUGAUAAGGGCAAGUUUGCUCUAGAUAUUGCUAUCAAGACACUCAGUUUUUUCAAAAUGUAUUUCUCAACACCCUAUCCACUUCCGAAAUUGGAUAUGGUUGCAGUUCCCGAGUUUGCUGGUGGAGCCAUGGAGAAUUAUGGUUUAAUCACAUUCCGAGAGAGCGAGCUUCUUCUUGAUGCUUUGCAUUCUGCAGCAGCUAACAUACAGAGGCAAACAAUCGUCGUGGCUCAUGAAGUUGCUCAUCACUGGUUCGGUAACUUGGUGACAAUGGAAUGGUGGACUCAUUUAUGGCUCAAUGAGGGCUUUGCUACAUGGGUAAGUUAUUUGGUUACUGACAAACUAUUCCCUGAAUGGAACAUUUGGAAUCUAUUUCUUCAAGAAACGGAAGACGGCUUGCAAAUGGAUGCAUUGGAAAAAUCCCAUCCAAUUGAGGUCGAAAUACCUCAAGCUCGAGCAGUUCUUGAAUAUUUUGACGACAUAAGCUAUAGAAAAGGGUGCUCCGUCAUUAGGAUGUUAGAGAAUUUUCUUGGUGACGAGAUAUUCCAGAAGUCAUUGGCUUCGUACAUGAAGAAGUUCGGAUUCAGCAAUGCAAAGACAGAAGAUCUAUGGAAGGUUAUCUCAGAAACUUCAGGAGUCGAAGUCGACAAAAUCAUGAACGUGUGGACAAAGCAGAAGGGCUACCCUGUUAUAACAGUAAAGCUGAAGGGUACUACUUGCGAAUUCGAACAGACCCAUUUUUUGUCUUCAGCAUUGGAUUCUGAUGCUGAAUGGAUAGUUCCGGUGACGCUGUGUGUGUCUUCGUACGAAAACCAAAAGAAAUUUCUUCUAGAAGCGAAAAAUGGGCAGUUGGACAUUGGAGACCUAGAGAAUGUUGAGGAGAAUUGGUGGAUAAAAACUAACGUCCACCAAGCUGGUUUCUACAGGGUGAAAUACGACGAAAGUCUUGAAGCUCGACUACGCAAAGCAAUAGCGAGCAAUUGCUUAUCAGCAUCAGACGAAUUCGGAGUUCUGGACGACGCGUUUGCUCUAUGUGAGGCGUGCUGUACACCGUUCUCGUCUCUGCUUCACUUGAUGGAUACAUACAGGAAGGAUCUAGAGUACAUUGUUCUGACAAGACUCAUCAAUAUAUGCUACAGUGCUUCAAGAAUCAUAAGAGAUGCCAUCCCAGCUUUGGAGUCUAAUCUAAAGAAAUUCUUCAUCAGUCUCCUCCUACCACAUGCAGAAAAACUGGGCUGGGAUGCAGUACCGGGCGAGAGCCAGUUAGAUGAACUAAAAAGGGAGCAGGUUUUGACAGCAUUGGCGCAUCUCGAUCAUCCUCAGACGAAAGAGGAAGCAACAAAUCGCCUCCGAGCAUUCUUAGAGGAUAAAAACACCCCUUUACUUCCAGUUAACACCAGAAAGGCUGCUUACGUAGCAGUGAUGAGAAAUACGAGCGUUGCAGAUAAAACCGGGUUGAAGUGGCUACUAAAGCUGUACAAAGAAGUCGAUGCAAUUCAAGAAAAGACACGGAUUUUGCGCUGCAUCGGUUCUUCUCCCGACCCUGCUAUAGUUUCAGAAGUUCUCGAAUUCGUGCUAACGGAUGAGGUUCCUCAACAAGAUAUAAUCUAUGUUCUUUGGGUUAUAAGCUGGGAAGGCCGCGCCACAGCAUGGACGUGGCUUAAGGAAAACUGGGAUCUGAUACUGAAAAGAUGGGGAAAAGAGAUGCUUCUUACUCAUUUCAUACGAGACAUCAUCACACCGUUCUCCAGCAAUCAUAUGGCGGAUGAAGCUGAGGCGUUUUUCGGUGGGGACGACGCUCUUCCAUCCAUCGCGCUGAAUCUGAAGCAAAGCCUGGAAAAAGUGAGGAUCAAAGCAAGAUGGGUUGAACACAUAAAAGAGGAAACACAGCUUCUUGAAGCAUUGGUGGAGACAUUGGCUACCAAAUACUAGUGUUUUCUUGAAUUAUGAUGUGUUAUUGUAAUAUCCAUCAUUUAAUCUUUAAAAUUUGAAGAUUAUGUAAUCUUGAAUAUUAGUACUGAAUUUUAAGAAACAUGUUCCACUUA
Messenger RNA from Salvia hispanica, 2911 nucleotides. Its product is annotated as aminopeptidase M1-like. Gene Ontology annotation, molecular function: zinc ion binding; metalloaminopeptidase activity; peptide binding. NCBI's taxonomy places the organism in Eukaryota, Viridiplantae, Streptophyta, Magnoliopsida, Lamiales, Lamiaceae. Gene Ontology annotation, biological process: proteolysis; peptide catabolic process. Gene Ontology annotation, cellular component: membrane; cytoplasm. The record is from RefSeq and is a predicted model, not a curated record.